AUGUUAUUUGAUUCAUAUAAAAUGAAAUACAUUUUCUCAUUACUGACAUGUAUCGAUGUGGCUUAUGGGUUUUUCGAUAUUGAUGAUAUUACGUCGACAACUAUGAGGAGACUCCCUCGGGGUUUUUCCUUGGCCGUGAAGGACAUAGCGGAAGGUUUGCCAGCGAAGACUGUCACCAUAGUUAGAGGGGAGUCUACCAACAUCAGAUCCCAAGAUAUAUUCGAGCUGCUUUGUUUAUUAAAUGACCAUAAUAUUCAAGUUAUCAAUUUAAAUAUUACAUCAAAAGAAUAUAAACACAAGUACUACGAGUUCCUAAAAAAAGCACUGGAUAUAUCAGAAGAACGUACAAGUUUAAUACUGUGUGAACAUAAUGAAUGCGAAAACAUACUUAUUGAGUUAACAGAGAAUAAUCUGAUACACCGCACAAUCCUGUACAUCUUCUACUGGCCGAGUGGAUCCAUCAGUGACAGGUUCCUGUACACCAUCAGGGAAGCGAUGAGGGUUGCUGUCAUCACCAACCCCAGAGACGGUGUUUUUCGAGUGUACUACAACCAAGCCACACCUGACCGUCUUCACCAUUUCACCUUGGUAAACUGGUGGUCUGGUAGUUUAUAUAAAUCGCCUGUUUUGCCACCGGCUGAUAAAGUGUAUCAAAACUUCAAAGGAAGGGUAUUCCGCGUUCCCGUACUGCAUGCACCACCUUGGCACUUUGUUAAAUACAACAACGAUUCUACAGUCAACGUGACAGGAGGGCGAGAUGACAAAUUGCUGGCUCUGCUCUCUAAAAAACUAAAUUUCAGAUAUAAAUAUUAUGAUCCGCCAGAUAGAAGUCAGGGUUCCAGCAUAUCUGGCAACGGCACAUUCAGAGGAACUCUUGGACUAAUUUGGAAACGUAAAGCAGACUUCUUCGUUGGUGACGUGACCAUGACUUGGGAGCGUUUGCAAGCAGUAGAAUUCUCAUUCUUAACGUUAGCAGAUUCUGGUGCUUUCUUAACUCACGCUCCAGCUAAACUAAGUGAAACGCUGGCCAUCAUAAGACCAUUCCAGUGGGAGGUCUGGCCGCUGGUCUGUGCAACAGUUCUGGUGACUGGACCUGCUCUGUGGGUAGUGAUCGCAGCGCCAUCUUUGUGGCAGAGGCGACACUAUAACCAAUGGGGACUUCUCAAUAACUGUUGCUGGUUCACGACUACUCUAUUCUUGAGACAGUCAUCUAGCAAAGAACCUUCUAAAACCCACAAAGCUAGAUUAGUAUCAGUUUUGGUAUCUCUCGGAGCUACCUACGUUAUUGGUGAUAUGUAUUCGGCAAAUCUAACAAGUCUCUUAGCACGGCCAGCUCGGGAGCAACCAAUUGGAACACUACAGGCUUUAGAAGAGGCAAUGAGGAACCGUGACUAUGAACUUGUCGUCGAAAGACAUAGUUCUUCAUUAACCAUUUUGGAGAAUGGGACAGGUGUAUACGGUCGUCUCGCUAAAUUAAUGAGGCGACAACGUAUCCAGCGUGUCCGUAGUGUAGAAGUGGGUGUGAGGAUGGUACUCACACGCAAACAUGUAGCCAUCUUGGGAGGAAGAGAGACUCUCUAUUAUGAUACUGAAAGAUUUGGUUCCCACAAUUUUCACUUAAGUGAAAAACUGUACACACGGUAUUCUGCUAUAGCUCUACAAACUGGGUGCCCUUACCUUGAAACCUUCAAUAAUGUAGUGAUGACUCUAUUCGAAGCUGGCAUCCUUGCUAAAAUGACUACCGACGAAUACAAAAACCUACCAGAAAGAUCAAGAAGAUCGGAGCCUGUGACAGAGACUGAUAAAGAAAGUAGUGACCUCACGGGAGAAUCUAUAGCUACAUCUCAGACGCAGGGGGAAUCAACUAAAGGUUUGGAGCCCGUGUCUUUGACAAUGUUACGAGGAGCCUUCUGCCUUUUGGGUAUCGGAUAUCUUGUGGCAGCUCUAGCUUUGGGAAUAGAAAUACAAAUACACAGACGGAUCAAGAAUCGAGUGACUAUAUCUGUACGUACAGAGACAAGAAGGGUGCCAAAAUGUGUUCUAUUAAGGAAGAUUAUAAAGAGCCUCAAAGAUGUCUUGACAAGAUUCAUCAGAGCAAUAUUCAAUUAUAUAGACAGGGCUUUAGGCCCAGGAAUAUAA
This is a messenger RNA of Achroia grisella, 2139 nucleotides long. RefSeq names its product ionotropic receptor 40a (gene Ir40a). The transcript has 15 exons. The coding region runs from base 1 to 2139 and encodes 712 amino acids. Lineage: Eukaryota; Metazoa; Arthropoda; Insecta; Lepidoptera; Pyralidae. The record is from RefSeq and is a predicted model, not a curated record. Gene Ontology annotation, cellular component: membrane. Gene Ontology annotation, molecular function: glutamate-gated receptor activity.